UGGGGAUGAAUAAAUAGAAACGGUAUCGUUGCUCUUAUAAGAGAAGCGAUCGGCUUAGAGAAACGUUUAGUCAAGGCUGGGUGCUCUGUCAUGCUCGCUGAGUUACGUUCGCCUGUUCAACAUGAUCGGAGUGCGAAAAAAGCUAGUUAUAUUCAGCGUGACGGCGGUCGUACUUGUGACCGUUUUCGUGGCAUUAAUUGUAGUCUUCACGCUCAAUUCAGACGUUACAUGUGGUGUAAAGUACAUCAGUUCUUCUAAACUGGGUCGGUAUGCGAAGGGUGCCGUGUCGACAAACGGUCAAGAAUGUUCAAAAAUUGGUGCCGAUAUCUUAUCUAGAAAUGGUUCGGCAGUGGAUGCGGCGAUAGCGGCACUUCUUUGCGAAGGCGUCGCAUCCUUGCACAGCAUGGGACUGGGCGGUGGAUUUCUUAUGACGAUAUGGGACGCAAAGAGCAAAACGGCGGAUUAUCUGGACGCGAGGGAGACCGCCCCGAUGGCUGCGACAGAGGACAUGUUCGAUGGCAAUGCUAAGUUAGCUAUGUAUGGUGGUCUGGCAGUCGCUGUUCCCGGUGAGCUUAUGGGCUAUUGGGAAGCGUAUAAAAAAUACGGGAAAUUGCCAUGGUCUGAGUUAUUCGAGCCCACCAUUAAAUUGUGCGAAACUGGAUCGCGCGUCAAUGAUUAUCUCGCCGCGUAUCUGGCCAACAAGGAGCCUAUGAUAAAGAACGAGAGCAGUUUGGCUGAAAUACUCAUAAAUCCCGACACCGGUAAACCGUGGAUCGCGGGAGACCGAAUAAAAAGACCCAAACUGGCGAGGACGUUGAAGCUGAUAGCGGAAAAGGGCCCCGACGUAUUUUAUAAUGGCAAUAUUACAGACAAAUUGGUCGAGGAGAUAACAAAGUUUAAAGGAAUAAUCACGAGACGAGAUUUUCAAGAAUACAGGGCCAUAUGGAAAAAGCCGAUCGCAUUGAAAAUGGGAAACCUGACAAUUUACAGUGCCCCGCCGCCGGGCUCGGGCGCAAUUCUGAUAUUCAUAAUGAAUGUCUUUCGUCGUUUGCUACCGGUCCGCAAUGAGUAUGAAAUGUGGCAACGUAUAGUGGAAACCUUCAAGUGGGCUUACGCAAGAAGAACAGAGCUGGGGGACCCUGAUUUUGUUGAGGGCAUAGACACGCUGCUCACCAAUUUAACGUCCAAUGAUUACGCGGAAAUGAUAAAGGAGAGGAUUAAGGAUGAUAGCACGAGCCAAGAUCCAGCGGUAUACGGCGCCGUCACCGCAACAAUUGAGGAUGCGGGGACCUCGCACGUUUCCGUCCUCGCUCCCGACGGUUCCGCCGUUUCCGCCACAUCGACCAUCAAUCAGGUGUUGGGCGCGAUGAUACGCUCUGAGUCCACUGGUAUAAUAUUUAACGACGAGAUGGACGACUUCAGCUCACCCAACAUCACCAACGGCUUCGGGCUGCCGCCGUCACCGGCGAACUUUAUUCGGCCCGGCAAACGGCCAUUGAGUUCGAUGAACCCGACAAUAGUGGUUGAUCACAAGAACGAUGUGAGAUUAGUGAUUGGUGCAGCCGGUGGUUCGAAGAUCACGAGCGGCGUGGCGGUUGGGAUGGUCUUGAAUCUUUGGUUCGGUUACGAUAUAAAGGAAGCGAUUGAUGCACGCAGACUUCAUCAUCAACUGCUGCCGAUGAAUAUCCAGAACGAGAAAAAUUUUUGUCAAGUCACGUUAGAUUACUUGAAUAAAAUCGGGCACAACGUCGCUACUUUCAGUGGAAUUGGAAGCGCGAUUACGGCUAUAUCCAAGGAAAACGGACUUAUAACAGCGAACUCAGACUAUCGCCGACAAGGAACAACGGCGGGACUGUAAAAAUCUAUAAGAAUAAAAGUAUAGAAUCCCACAUGGAUGACCUUGUAACAUAAGGAUGUAAUAUUAAUUCCUCUUUGCGCUAUCGUAGGUUUUUUCUUUAAAUUGUAAUAACGAUUGUGAUCAUCACGGCACAUAGUUACUAAUUAUUGCUCUCUACGCGGCAUAAAAUGUGCUUAUCACAUCCUAUUUUAAAAAAUGCAGCAGUGCAAAGUGAUUCUUAAAGUUACAAAGUCGUCUGCAUAUGAAUGAUAUAUGAUUAGAUAAUUUUUGUGAAAAUACUAAAUUUUUAUUUUUAAUAUUAUAAUUUAACAAGAUAAUUUAUAUAUUUCAAAAUUAAAUCGUUUGCAUGAUAUAUAUCGUGUCGACUCAAAAUGUAAAUAUACUGUGAUGACCAAAUCAAUAUAAUAUCCUAUUAUUUACUCAGCUGUAAAUACUUAAAAACUGUAUAAUUGCCUGUAUUAAUAAUAUUUAUUUUAUCAUGAUUUAUUGAUCAUCGCAUCUCUGUAUAUAAUCCAUAAUACUUUAUACAUGAUUUAAAUAUACGAAAAUGAAAAUGUC
Temnothorax curvispinosus is the source of this 2416-nucleotide messenger RNA. RefSeq names its product glutathione hydrolase 1 proenzyme-like. Bases 122 to 1858 code for a protein of 578 amino acids. Gene Ontology annotation, molecular function: glutathione gamma-glutamate hydrolase. Lineage: Eukaryota; Metazoa; Arthropoda; Insecta; Hymenoptera; Formicidae. The record is from RefSeq and is a predicted model, not a curated record. Gene Ontology annotation, cellular component: plasma membrane. Gene Ontology annotation, biological process: glutathione catabolic process. The transcript is spliced from 11 exons.